Messenger RNA from Chelonia mydas (Green sea turtle), 2546 nucleotides. RefSeq names its product neuropeptide FF receptor 2 (gene NPFFR2). Gene Ontology annotation, biological process: regulation of MAPK cascade; regulation of adenylate cyclase activity; regulation of cAMP-dependent protein kinase activity. Gene Ontology annotation, molecular function: peptide binding; neuropeptide receptor activity; opioid receptor binding. The transcript is spliced from 6 exons. Gene Ontology annotation, cellular component: membrane. The record is from RefSeq and is a predicted model, not a curated record. Bases 302 to 1573 code for a protein of 423 amino acids. NCBI's taxonomy places the organism in Eukaryota, Metazoa, Chordata, Testudines, Cheloniidae.
AGCGGGGCUGGGCGGGGGCCCCCUCGGCUAGCGGUCGGGGCGCCCGGCUCGCCGCCGGGCCAUGGAGGGGGACGCCUCAGAGCCCCGGGCCGCCCCACUCCGGCUGGGCUUCCUGCGCUGACCAGCGAUCCGAUCCCGUACCUCCCGUUCGGUCCAUGCUGGAGCUCUUUUGCGAUUCUGGGACUCCAUCAUGGUCACCUCUGUUGAUGAGCUCUGCACUCACCUGCAGGCUUUUCUGAACAAGGCUGAUUUGCUGUGGGACUUGAGGCCUGCUUUUCAGAGGCGGUAGGCACAACUCAAUAUGAAUGAGGAAGUGGAUUCCAAUUCUUCACUCAGUUGGCCUCAGAUGCUGAGUUUCAAUGGGACAUACAAGCAUCCAUACCCAGACCACAACAUUUCUUAUGUGGACUUCUACCUUCAUCAGCCAGCAGUGGCAGCCAUCUUCAUCAUCUCCUACCUCCUCAUCUUCCUCCUGUGUAUGCUUGGCAAUGGAGUGGUUUGCUUCAUUGUUCUGAGGAGCAAGCACAUGCGCACAGUCACAAACCUCUUCAUCUUGAAUCUGGCUGUCAGUGACUUACUGGUGGGGAUAUUCUGCAUGCCCACCACUCUCCUGGAUAACAUCGUAACAGGAUGGCCCUUUGGGAGCAUGGUCUGCAAAAUGAGUGGGAUGGUCCAGGGAAUCUCUGUCUCAGCCUCCGUUUUCACUUUGGUUGCAAUUGCAGUUGACAGGUUCCGAUGCAUUGUUUACCCAUUUAAGCAGAAGCUCACCAUAUCAACUGCGGUUGUCAUUCUAGCAGUCAUCUGGGUUCUGGCUAUUGCCAUCAUGUGUCCGUCUGCAGUCAUGUUGCAGGUACAAGAGGAAAAGUAUUUCAGGGUGAUCCUUGGCUAUGGCAAUCAAACCAACCCUAUAUACUGGUGCCGGGAGGACUGGCCCAACCAGGAAAUGAGAAAGAUCUAUACAACGGUGCUGUUUACCAACAUCUAUCUGGCUCCCCUUUCACUCAUCGUCAUUAUGUAUGCCAGGAUAGGGAUCACUCUCUUCAACAAAGCGGCACCUGUACGGGGAAAACAGAGCCAGGAGCAGCGCCACUCCGUGUCCAAGAAGAAGCAGAAGGUGAUCAAAAUGCUCAUCGUUGUGGCUUUGCUUUUCAUCCUGUCCUGGCUCCCCUUGUGGACUUUGAUGAUGCUCUCAGACUAUGCCAAUCUGACAGCGGUCCAACUGCAGAUCAUCAACAUUUACAUCUACCCCUUCGCUCACUGGCUGGCCUUUUUCAACAGCAGCAUCAACCCGAUCAUCUAUGGCUUCUUCAAUGAGAACUUUCGCCGAGGCUUCCAGGCAGCCUUUAAGCUUCAGCUCUGCUCCGGGGAAAUGAUGCGCAGGGAGUUCUACUCCCAGCGGGGCCAAAGCAAUGCCAUAUUACCGGCAACCACCCACCAGCUGCUGGAGGACCAACCUUCUCAGAAUGCCAAGGAUGAGGGGAAACCAAUUCAGAGAGGGAACUGGAUGAAUAACCAGCACGACUUGAUGAUGGAAGACCUAGAAAAGGCAACCAAUGACAACAGAGUAAAAUGAAAUUUGCUGUGAACUGGUUUAUUCCAACUUCCCUUGGCAGAGUCUGAUGUGGUGUGAGGUUCACACGAUUUAAGCCCUCAUUGGCAAAAACAAAACAAAACACAUCUUAAGAAGUUACUAUUGUAAAGUAUGUAUAACUUGUAUAAUAUCUGGUUGCUUGGACUAGAUAUGAGGCCUAAUUCUGCCCCCCUUUAUACCAAUGUAAAUCAGGAACAACUCCAAUAUAAGUAUAAGUGAGAGCGGAUUGAAGACCACUGAUUUAAAUGGAGAUGCUCCUGAUUUACAUUUGGGGAGUAGAAUCAAGCCUGUAUUAUUUUAGUUUUACACUGUUCUCAGAAUAGGUGAAACAGGGUUGCAUAAAGUUUUGUUAGAGAAAUGUUACAGCAUGUAAUGCUAUUAUUAAUCCAUACAACAGUUUUGUCAGAGUAGAAUCGGAAGAGGUUAUUGAUUUAUUUAAUAUCCACUUAGACUUUGGGGUUUGGACUGGGUGCAAAUCGUGGAAUGAUUCUGCUGGAACAUUUUCAUUAUUUUUUCAUUAGCCAAUUUUGGACACGAUCAAAAUUUUAUUUUGCAGAUUAGGAUGGUGGUUUAUGAGACUAAUGAAAAAUCCUCAAUUUUUAAUUGAACAGUGCCCGUUUUACAAAGUCAGGAUAAUCGAACACACCCUCAUUUUUACAAGUUAGCUGUUAAAUUCACUUCAUUUAUUAAUAGCCCGUCCCAGUAUCAUUGUUUUAUAUUUAUGGAUCAGACAUAUUAGCCUGUUCCUGAUAUCAUUCAUUCUGCUAUGUUACCAUUACCAUUAACUCAAAUGUUAGAGAUUUGCUUAAUAGAUCAGCAUUAAUGUUUUAAUAUCUCUGAAUGUAGAAUAUUGUGCCACCCAGCUUCCAGGCAAAUGUGUAAUUUGUCUUCACAGUGCUUCUGGCCUGGAGAUGUUGUAUGCUGUCUGUUUUUUUAAUAUAUCUGCUUGUUUGAA